AUGAGCGUGCUGGGGAAGGGCCCGGCUCUCCGGGCUGCUCGCCACCUCCUCCGGACGCCCGUCCUCCUGGCCUCCGCCGCCCGGGCUGGCGGCGUGGGCACGGGCGGCCGACUCCAGGGUGCUCCCUGCUGCGUCGCGGCCAGCCCCCACGAAGACAGCGGCCCCUCCAGUGACCGCCUCGGAACGAGCCCCGCUCUGAGCGCCGAGGCGGAGGGUUUUGUGUCCUGGGCGCCCCCGUCGGAAGCUGGGCACGCGGCGCAGCCGUUCACAGCUGCUCAGAAAGGCGCUGGCGUGAGAUGUUUACCCGGGAGAGGGGCAGAAAGACCCCCAGCCCCACGGCUUCUAGAACUUGCCCCUGACAGUCUUCCGACCUCCAGCCUGCCCCCGAGGCCAGCUCCACUGUGCCACCUGGACGCUCGUCCCGCCACUCGGAGCGCAGCCUCCCACCUGCUCUCGGGAGUCCCUCCCGCCUACCACGCCUGCAGCGGAGAGCUCUAUUCCCCGCCGCCCAGAGGAUGCAGCCAGGCUUCUCUGCGCUCUGGCACUCGAGGCCUCCGUAGCCUAGCCCCGGACGGUCUUCCUGGCCUCAUCCCCGAAACGUGCCCCCACAGCUGGCCCAGAGCUUCCACGUUCCCCUUCCUUGGCUGUGCUCUGCCUCCUGACAGGAAGGCCCCUCCCCCCCUGCUUGUCAAUCUCCUACCCAACCUUCACAGCUGA
This is a messenger RNA of Rangifer tarandus platyrhynchus (Svalbard reindeer), 717 nucleotides long. NCBI's taxonomy places the organism in Eukaryota, Metazoa, Chordata, Mammalia, Artiodactyla, Cervidae. The record is from the annotation of a GenBank genome assembly.